Molecule: messenger RNA, 492 nt
Organism: Dentiscutata heterogama
Lineage: Eukaryota; Fungi; Glomeromycota; Glomeromycetes; Diversisporales; Gigasporaceae
Source: the annotation of a GenBank genome assembly
AUGCAACGUCAUUAUAGAUUACAAUUACUAAGUUUCUUAUUAGUACCAGGUUUCAUUUUUACAUUUGUUUGCCCCGUUCUGGCAACCUACACAGCGCUAACUAUCUCAGAAAUAUCACCAAUCCCUUUUUCAUGUCCACGUUCGUAUCCGUACACUUCACCGAAAAUUAAGGAAGCUUGUGAAAUUAGAGCUGCAAAUCUAAUCUUUAUGUGGUUAAACAUAAUCUGUUUAAUAAUCUUAAUUACUUUGAUUUGUUACCUUCAAAUUGAUAAACCAAAAAAGUAUAAAUCUAUAAGAGGAAAUGGAAAUGGAGGAUCAAAACGAAGGAGGAGUCAUCAAAAAUCAUCAUCAAAGCAAGCUGAAAGUAAUGCUGCUGCUUUAUUUGUUGCAAGACUUUUUGGUGAUCAAGUCUCUAAUCAAAAAAGUGAAGCUAAAAAACAACGACAGGAUGAUUCGAGAAAAAUUGUUGAUACUCAAUUACAAAUUGCAUAG